UUCAUGGCUACGGCUCUAGCGCCAUUUGCGUCUACGAAAGAGACUACCAACUAUGCAAGGCUAUGCCGCCUCCUGGUUGAUGUUGGAUCCCAAGUGCUGCGGUCCACUUUUGAUAAUAUACAUCCACCAGCGACUCUACAGACAGUUUUGGGAAGUACAUCUGUGCAUCACGCCACAUUACAAUCACUGUAUAGAGGGAGGAACAAAGUGCUCAAUCCCACGCAAUGGGGGAAGCUGUAUCCUACUCACUCACCCGUGUCCUCUGCAACCUUCGACAUCACACUUCUAACGGUGCUGCUUAGAAACAUCUGUGGUUUGAGCCCUCCUGCCACAGGAUGGGAUCGCCUUCCCCCAGCUGCAAACAUAAGCAUCGCAGAUGACAUCGUCAGAGUGCGGUUUUACAGAAACACCGUAUACGGCCAUGCCUCUCAAGCUUCUGUGGAUGACAUAAACUUCGGUUCUUAUUGGCAGGAAAUACGAGAAGCAUUGGUGAGACUGGGAGGAGCUCACUUUCGAGAAGAUAUCGACAAUCUUGAGUACGACUGCAUGGAUCCGGAUAUCGAAGAGCAUUAUCGUGAGCUGAUGAAACAGUGGAAGAAAGACGACGAAAAUAUCAAAGCCAAACUUGAAGAAAUUGAAGGUAAGAAAAAUGUUUUCUGGUGCCCUAUGGAUGAAACAAAAGGUUACAGAAAAAUGUACUUUCAGUUUACACGGCAGGGUUAAGGCUAGCUCCGCGUAUAUUCAUUCGGUUUAAUCAUGUAAGCUGGACGUUUAAUUUAUUAUUAGCAUGGAAUAGUAGCACAUAGUGCC
This is a messenger RNA of Stylophora pistillata, 810 nucleotides long. Its product is annotated as E3 ubiquitin-protein ligase DZIP3-like. Lineage: Eukaryota; Metazoa; Cnidaria; Anthozoa; Scleractinia; Pocilloporidae. The record is from RefSeq and is a predicted model, not a curated record.